Sporothrix brasiliensis 5110 is the source of this 642-nucleotide messenger RNA. RefSeq names its product small nuclear ribonucleoprotein. The record is from RefSeq and is a predicted model, not a curated record. The coding region runs from base 1 to 642 and encodes 213 amino acids. Gene Ontology annotation, molecular function: RNA binding. Gene Ontology annotation, biological process: mRNA splicing, via spliceosome. The transcript has 3 exons. Gene Ontology annotation, cellular component: U4 snRNP; cytoplasm; catalytic step 2 spliceosome. NCBI's taxonomy places the organism in Eukaryota, Fungi, Ascomycota, Sordariomycetes, Ophiostomatales, Ophiostomataceae.
AUGGCGUCCAACAAGCAGGGCAAGAUGAUCAACUACCGUAUGCGCAUCACGCUCAACGACGGCCGCCAGAUGACCGGCCAGAUGCUCGCCUUUGACAAGCACAUGAACCUCGUCCUCGCCGAUACCGAAGAGUUCCGCCGCAUUCGCCGCAAAGAGACCAAGCCUGCCGCGUCCGGCUCCGGCUCCGGCGCUGGCGGCCAGGCGACGACGACCACCAUCGAGCGCGAAGAGAAGCGCACGCUCGGCCUCGCCAUCGUCCGCGGCGCCCACAUCGUCUCGCUGUCCGUUGAGUCGCCGCCCCCGGCCGACCCCAGCGCCCGCCUCGGCAAAGCGCCCACGGCCGGCGUCGCAUCCGGCCUGGCGGCUGGUCCUGGUGUUGCGCGGCCGGCCGGUCGUGGCGCACCUGCGCCCAUAGCACUGGCCGGCCCGGCAGCGGGUGUCGGUGGUCCCGGCCAGCCUUUCCCGCCUGGCUUCCCAGGCGCGCCCGGCUUUGGCCGCGGAGGUCCUCCCCCCGGCUUCCCUAGCGGCAGCGGCUUCCCGCCGGCUGGCUUCCCCGGCGGCCCUGCUGGUUUUGCGCCGCCGCCUGGCUUCCCUGGUGGCGGCGGCCCACCACCCGGCUUCAACGCACCCCCACGGCGGUAA